Molecule: messenger RNA, 2128 nt
Organism: Drosophila kikkawai
Lineage: Eukaryota; Metazoa; Arthropoda; Insecta; Diptera; Drosophilidae
Source: RefSeq, a predicted model, not a curated record
AUGUUUUUGUGUAAACUAAGCCCCCUUUUUAUUACGUAUUUAUUUGUUAGUUUUUUAUUGCACAUUGCCUCGACCCACACGCAGCGCCUGCCAAGGGCAGCCGUUGCAAUUUCAAGUGCAACGAAUUUGUGGGGCCAAUGCGAACGACUCUCGGUCGAUGCGGCGUAUGAGCAACAUCCGCUUUGAAACAUUAAGUAUACGCACCGUACGACCGAGUGAAAGUACUGCUGCUUCGACCGUAGCUGUAGCUGUGACCCUGAACCACCUCCUACCGGCUUUCGAAAAGUGCAUUUUUUCAAUUUAGAACCGAGAGCUGGUGAGAGAGCCGAGAGCGCAGAGGUUUCCCACUUGAAUUCUCAGCAAUUCUCAAUGCAGUUUCUCGCAGCUCUCGGUGAAAUCGCUGUAGUGCAGUUUUGCGCCAGUCGACGUUUUGCUGUUCGACGGGGCGGGCUUGUUGUGUGUGCUCUGUGCUCUGCUGAGGUGUUACCAAUUUUUCUUUGGCCAGCGGAAAUUGUAUAAUAAUUGGCCGAAAAAGUUGACCUGGACUGAAUUCGCAAUUGUGUCAGUGCUAGAAAAAAAAUGCUGCAGCGGCAGAAAGCCACUGUCAGCUCUCGAUUUGGCAGCACCAGAGGCCCAGUGCCAGCCAUUCACAGGCGGGCGGCGGCCAAGUGAAGUGGAAACAAUGGCAGCGGCCAUGCAGAUUGCAGGACCUUCGCGCAGCAAUGGCAGUGGCCUGGCAAUGGCCGUGAAUAGUGGCGCUGCUGUCAAUCAAUACGAGGAGAAUGCCGAGCACUUACGGCAGCUGUUUAGCCGGAGCAAGCUUGUGUCCUUUAGCAUUGACCACAUCUCGUGCAGCGCCGGCAGCAGCAGCGGGGACAACUACAUGUCCGUGGUCAAGCGGGUGACAAUCAGCCAGGCCACAGAGGACGAGGCAAUGAGGGAAAUAGUCACCGUUAUUGUGAAGCGCCAGAUUGCGAGCCUCUCGCGCCGGCAGCUUUACCGUUGCGAGGAGGCCUUCAGCAACGAGAUCAACGCCUAUCGCCACCUGGCUCCUCUCCUUGCCGCCCACAGCCGACAGCAGCUGUUUCCGGUGUGCCACAUCGCGGAGUGCCAUGAUCGCCGGGAUCCGGACAGCGGCGAGCCCAUCAUUGUGCUGCAGGACCUCAAGGCCUUGGGAUUUCGGAUGAGGGAUCGGUUGGUGGGGCUGGAGCUGCGUCACUGUCUCCUAGUGAUGAAGAAACUGGCGCAACUGCACGCCGCCUCACUGGCCGCCCAAGAACUGGACUCUGUGAGCUUCUCCGCUGAGGUUGAGCAUCUCGAGGAGAUCGUUUAUUGCGAGGAGGCGGCCGAUUUCUAUGCCACCAUAUUGGAUACAUCUGUACAGCAGGCCCUGGAGAGUUUGGGUGACUCCAAUUCCGACGGCAGCCUGACCACGCCCAUUCGCCUACUCAAUGAGCUGCGACCCAAUUUGUUUGAGAACCUGAAGCGCGAGAUAAACGCCACGGCAAGGACGCCCUUCAGUGUGAUCUGUCACGGGGACUUGUGGGUGAACAACAUCAUGUUUCGCUCGGAGCCGGAAGAGGUGAUCUUCUUCGACCUGCAAGCGAUGCGUAGGACAUCUCCCGUGUUCGAUAUACUCCACUUCAUAUACACCAGCACGCGAAGGGAACUGAGGGAUGUGCACACGGACACGCUGCUGGCCGCGUACUCCGAGGCCUUGGGCCUGGAACUGAUGCACCAACUGGAGGGCAGUCCGGCUGCCGAACGGCUGCAGGAACUUUGCGAGGCGUUUUCGCUUCAGCGCCUCAGUGCCGAGUACGUGCGUCAGGUGCACUAUGGCCUGGCAAUCGGCAUGUGGAUUCUGCCGGCCGUCACCUUUGAUCCGAACAACCUGCCCAAUCUGGACGUGAUGAGCGAGCUCAGUCUGACCGGCAAGGAGGAGAUCAAAUGCACCCAGACCCUCACGUCGGAGUACCAUCUGCGCGUCCGGGAGCUGGUGAUGGAGUUCUACGAGCUGGGUUAUCUCCACACGGAGUAACGAACCCUUAAAGAGUAUUCAUAGUCACGUAGCGUUAGGAUUUAACUCUCGAUAAAUAUAGAUGAUAGAUUUCUCUUUAGAGGAACUUUA